Ctenocephalides felis (cat flea) is the source of this 3549-nucleotide messenger RNA. RefSeq lists its product as uncharacterized. Lineage: Eukaryota; Metazoa; Arthropoda; Insecta; Siphonaptera; Pulicidae. The record is from RefSeq and is a predicted model, not a curated record. The transcript is spliced from 2 exons. The coding region runs from base 1 to 3549 and encodes 1182 amino acids.
AUGGCGGACAUUGAGACGCUCAAACAACAAAGGGCUCGAUUGAUAAAAUCUAUCGCGCUUAUUCAGAAUUUUAUUAAUAACUUUCGAGAAGGAGAUAGCAAACAUGGCUUAAUCCUCCGAAAAAAGAAACUAGUUGAGAUUCUUCAAAGUUUAGAAGAAAAUCAAACUGAAUUAGAUGUUAGAUGUCCAGGAACUUACUCAAAAGAAUAUGAGGAGUUAUUUGAUUUACAUUUUGAAUUGUCAGCUCAAAUUGAAGAUAUUUUAGAAACUAACAUUAACGAAAAUAAACCAAAUAUAGAUUUAAAACAUAGGCAAAUUAACAUCAAACUUCCAGACAUAAAUUUACCAAAGUUCAAUGGAAAUUAUUCGGAAUGGAAUGCAUUCAUAGAUAUUUACAAUUCACUUAUACACAACAACGAGCAUUUGUCAGACGUUCAAAAACUUCAUUAUUUAAAAGGGACACUACAAUCACCAGCAUCUGACUUAAUAACAAAUCUUUCUAUGACCAAUGAAAAUUACAACACGGCAUAUAAUUUACUGCAAGAUAGAUACAACAAUAAAUACUUAAUAAUUACAUCACAUCUACAAUCUCUAAAUGACAUAAAACCUAUACUACGAGGUUCACAUGAAAAUCUACAAUCAUUUUUGAACCAAGCGAGGCAGCAGACGCAGUCACUAGUAACAAUUCACGAAGAUGCAGUUUAUUGGGACAUAAUUUUAGUUUUUCAGCUCACAAAUAAAUUAGAUCACCAUACUCGUUUAGCUUGGAGUCUAUCACAACAAGAAGGAGAGCUGCCAACGUUAAACAAAUUUUAUAAAUUUCUUGAAACCAGGUCGUGUGCGUUGGAAACUGCAACCAAGACUGGUAAGAUAGAACAUUCCGGAGCAAAAAUAAAAUCUGUAAAUAUAGUGUCUCAAGAUAAUCAGCACAAACCAUGUAUAUAUUGUAAAUUGAAAGGACAUCGUGUAUAUAAUUGCUUUAAAUUUAAGAAACUACCAAUAACACAAAGACAGGAAAUUUUAAGACUUAAUCUCCAUUGCGAGAAAUGUUUAGAACCUGCUCAUUCACCAGAUGUAUGUAAAUUCAGUCAGAAUUGCAAAAUAUGCCAGAAGAAACACCACACAAUGAUGCAUGUAUAUAAUGAUAAUAAAGAUUCCACCUCAGAGGAAAAAGUGAGAAGCAGUGAAACUACGCAAAAGGUACUAUUUUCACAAGAGUCCAAUUCCAUAAGCGUUUUGUUAGCCACUGCAAUCAUCAACAUUGAAAACACUCGAGGGGAGCUUUGUGAAGCAAGAGCACUAUUGGAUAGUGGCUCACAGACCAACCUGGUCACAAAAGAUUUAGCAGAAAGACUGCAGCUCCCACAAUUUAAUUCCCGAAACACUCUGAGUGUACUACAGGGCAAGUCAUUAGGAGUAUCUAAAUCAACUAAAAUCAAGAUAAAUUCAAUUAAUAGUUCGUAUAGCAGAUCAAUAAACUGUAUUGUAAUAGAUAAAAUUACAACAAAUUUACCUGCACAAAAAGUUGAUGCCAGUGACUGGAAGAUUCCAAAUAACAUAAAAUUAGCAGAUCCUUCAUUUUCAAAUCCUGGGCCAGUUGACGUACUAAUAGGAGCAGAAUUAUUCUUUGAAAUCAUACAGCAAGGUAGUAUAAAACUAGGCUAUAAACUUCCCAUGUUGAAAAACAGCAAGCUUGGAUGGAUGCUUUCAGGACCAUAUAAGGAGCCAUCGAUGCAACCGAGUUAUGUAGGAUUCAUUUCCAAUGAUCAAUUAAAUUGCGAAAUAACAAAGUUUUGGCAAAUCGAAGAAAUAGACAGCAGUCCUCCAAUGCAGGGUUCGGACAAAAUCUGUGAAGACCACUUUUUAAAGACAGUUCACCGACAUGAAAAUGGAAGAUAUGAGGUGAGUCUACCAUUUAUUGAAAAUAGAAAGUCAGAACUUGGAGAAUCAUUCCAUCUAGCCAAGUCACGCCUGUUAAACCUGGAAAGACGCUUUAAAUCAGAUAAAAACCUUUUGAAUAAAUAUGCAGAGUUUAUGGAAGAGUAUAUUCGGUUAGGCCAUGCGCAAGAAACCACAGUGAUACAACAUUCAACUCAAGAAAAUCCAGUUUAUUAUCUUCCACAUCACCCCGUUAUAAAAGAAUAUGGUACAACCAAGUUGCGGGUAGUAUUUGAUGCUUCGGCUAAAACAUCUAAUAAUAUAUCAUUAAAUGACAUCUUACAUACAGGACCUAAGCUACAGCAAGAAUUAAUAUCAAUACUAAUUAGAUUUCGAUGCUGGAAGUAUGUUUUUAUAACAGAUAUUACAAAAAUGUACAGGCAAAUAAAAGUUGCUAAAAAAGAUCAAGAAGUGCAAAGGAUUUUGUGGAGAUGUGACCCAAAGGAAGACAUUCGUUGUUAUAAAUUAACAACAGUAACCUAUGGCACAUCUUCCGCACCCUAUUUAGCAAUUCGUGUUUUGAAUAAACUAGCAGAGGAUGAAGAAAGCAGUACACCUGUAGCAGCAGAUAUUAUUAAACAAGACUGCUAUGUAGACGAUAUAAUAACAGGAGCAAACUCCAUAACAGAUCUUCAUAUUAAAUCUGAUCAACUUGUGACAAUGCUUGGCCGCGGAGGAUUUUCUCUACACAAGUGGUCCAGCAAUAAUCAAGAAUUUUUAAACACAAUUGCACAAGAAAAUCAAGAAUUAGAAAAUACGUGCUUCAUUGAUAAAACUGGAAUAAUUAAAGCAUUGGGGUUAUUAUGGAACCCGACAGAAGACAUUUUUAAGGCAACAAUUCCAUCAGCAUUCCAAAGAACUUUCACAAAAAGAGCCAUUUUAUCAGCCAUAUCCCAAAUCUUCGACCCAAUGGGACUUAUAGCCCCAGUCGUAGUCAAGGCGAAGAUGAUAAUGCAAAAGAUAUGGAAACAGAAGACUGAUUGGGAUGAAGAAGUUCCAGCAACAAUUAAAGAAGAGUGGAAAACCCUUCAAAAUCAGUUCACUCUUCUAAAAGAAAUAAAGAUUCAACGGUAUAUGUUCAACCAAGAACCAAUAAAACAAAUUGAGUGCCAUGGAUUCGCUGAUGCAUCAAUGGCAGCAUAUGGAGCAUGCAUCUAUGUUCGGGCAAUAUAUAACAAUAAUUCUAUAUCAUCAAGGCUAUUAACUGCCAAAUCAAAAGUAGCACCAAUCAAGAAUGUGACUCUGCCACGACUAGAACUAUGCGCAGCAUUACUAUUAGCUAGACUUUAUAAGCACAUAAGUAAGGUAAUCAAUAUACAUUUUGACAAAACGUUCAUGUGGAGUGAUUCGACCAUUGUUUUGGGAUGGUUAAAAACUGAUCCCAGCAAGCUAAAAAUGUUUGUUAGCAACAGAGUGCAGGAGAUUCAGGAAACAACAUCCGGAAUAAUAUGGAGUCAUGUAUCUUCACAGGACAACGCAGCAGACAUAGUUUCGAGAGGAGCCACUCCUCAGGAAAUAAUUAAUAAUAGCUUAUGGUGGUUUGGUCCAACAUGGUUGUUAUCAAAUUCAGAAUGGCCCACCAAUAACUCUAUGCGAAUUGUUCCUAACUGA